Messenger RNA from Seminavis robusta, 1400 nucleotides. The record is from the annotation of a GenBank genome assembly. Lineage: Eukaryota; Bacillariophyta; Bacillariophyceae; Naviculales; Naviculaceae.
CUCGACUGGCAUUGCAUUAUCUCAAAUCGAACCGCUCGAAGCAAAAAUAUAGCUACCGUACUUUUUAUUUCCAAACUAAACUACUAGUAAACUAAUCCAGUCAAGAUGCCCAUGAAGGAAUUUACACUACCCCAAGGAGAGGGCAAGAAGGUGUGUGUGGGAGGAGGUGCCGGUUUUAUUGGUUCUCACAUUGCCAAGCGCCUCAAGGCAGCAGGUUGGUACGUGGUUGUCGUGGAUUGGAAGAAGAACGAGUUCAUGGAGAAUGAUGAGUUCUGCGAUGAAUUUAUCCUUGAUGAUCUCCGCAAGUUGGAGGUGGCCUGCAAGGCAUGCGAAGGAUGUCACCAAGUGUACAAUCUUGCCGCUGACAUGGGAGGUAUGGGAUUUAUCGUUUCCAACGAAUCGGUCCUUAGUUUCAACAAUACUGCCAUCUCCAUGAACAUGUUGGAAGGAGCUCGUCGUAACAAGGUCAAGGAUUUCUUCUACGCGUCCAGUGCAUGUGUGUACAAUGAAGCCAAGCAAGAAGAUCCCGAAAAUCCUGGUCUCAUCGAAGCUGAUGCCUGGCCAGCCCGCCCUCAAGACAUGUAUGGACUCGAGAAGCUCUAUGCCGAGGAAAUGGCACUCGCGUAUGGACGUGAUUUCCCCAUGAACAUUAGAAUUGCUCGUUUCCACAAUAUCUAUGGACCUCGUGGAACCUGGAAGGGAGGUCGAGAAAAGGCCCCUGCUGCCUUUUGCCGAAAGGCCAUCACCUCCACCGAACAUUUUGAAAUCUGGGGUGACGGCAAGCAGACCCGAUCUUUCACGUUCAUUGAGGACUGUGUGGAAGGUGUCCUUCGUCUCAUGUUUUCCGACUGCAAGGUCCCCAUCAACUUGGGAAGUACCGAGAUGGUCGACAUGAUUGAGUUUGGACAAAUUGCUCUCUCGUUUGAAGACAAAAAGUUGCCCAUCAAGCACAUUGAGGGACCCAUGGGAGUCAGAGGACGCAACUCGAACAACAAACUCAUCAUGGAAAAGUUGGGCUGGGAACCCACCAUCAAGAUCAAGGAUGGACUCAAAAAGACCUAUGACUGGAUCAAGGGAGAGAUUGAAAAGGAAAAGGCGGCUGGAACUGAUGUCGGAGCUUUCUCCAAGUCAGAAAUUGUCCAGCAGGUGGAUGACUCACUGAUGCAGCUUGGAAAUGAAAAGAGUACCGCCAUUGAUGAGACCAAGUAAAAUUGUUGUGCCAACAAACAAUUGGGGGUCCUUUCUGUAGUGUCUUUUCCUUUUUUGGCUCCUGUUUCUUUCGAGUGAAUAUAAAUAAUCCUCCUUCAGUUGGAUACCGACGCUGAGUCGCGGCCUGCUGCGUUCUGCCUUCAUUACAAAAAUACAGAAACUCUAUAAAAAUAAAAUGAAAUUAUUGGUGG